AUGAUGUGUGAUUUAGAUAGAUCCUCUUUGAGUAAAAAUUCUACAAUUUUAAAAGCUUUAAUGAGCACUGAUAACGAAAAUAAAUUUUAUUAAGGAUUUUCCAUUUCUAUUAUAGGAAGUUUCUUAUAUAGGGGUAUUUAAUAUGGUGUAUAUGAUUUAUUAGUCAAUAUGGGAUUAUCUUAAUGGUAUUUAUAAGUUCCUUUGAGUAUUUCUCUUACUUUAUUUGCUUAAUGUACUACUUAUCCCAUUGAUACUAUUAGAAGAUAUCUUAUGGUUACUGGAACUUAAUUCUAGGUUGAAUAUGGAAAACCUACUGAUAUUAUUAGAAGGAUGUAAUUGGCGGAAAGUGGGUAACUACUCUAUGGGAUAGAAUAUUAAAUUGGUAAGAGUAUUGUUUCAGGGCUGUUUAUGUUCACUUAUAAAGGUUUAGAAUAAGGGUUUUUUAAAUAACCGGAUAUUGAAGGAGGAUAUUAAAUUUGA
Molecule: messenger RNA, 480 nt
Organism: Ichthyophthirius multifiliis
Lineage: Eukaryota; Ciliophora; Oligohymenophorea; Hymenostomatida
Exons: 1
Biological process (GO): mitochondrial ADP transmembrane transport; mitochondrial ATP transmembrane transport
Cellular component (GO): mitochondrial inner membrane
Molecular function (GO): ATP:ADP antiporter activity
Source: RefSeq, a predicted model, not a curated record